Molecule: messenger RNA, 1095 nt
Organism: Symbiodinium sp. CCMP2456
Lineage: Eukaryota; Dinophyceae; Suessiales; Symbiodiniaceae
Source: the annotation of a GenBank genome assembly
AUGAGCGAAGCCGGCAAUGCCUAUAGCGGCGGCAUUAAGGACGGCUUAUUUCAUGGCAAAGGCACUCUGACCUACGCAGGGAACGAGCGCUACGAGGGUGAGUGGGUCUAUGGCAAGAGAGAAGGCCAUGGCAGGUUUACUUACGCGGACGGUGCCAUCUUUGAGGGUCAAUGGGCCGAGGACAGGAUACACGGCCAGGGCGUGGCUGUCUUCGCAUCGGGAAAUCGGUAUGAGGGUACAUGGGAGAAUGGCCGCAUACACGGACACGGAACCUUGACCUAUUCCAAUAAAGACCAAUACGACGGCGAUUGGCAUGAUGGCAAAAUGCAUGGGCGAGGCACCUACCGCUAUGCAGAAGGUGAUGUGUAUCAGGGUGAGUGGCGGGAUGAUAAACGACACGGGAAGGGGGUAGUCACUUACGUCAGUGCACGAGGUAGCGUCGUUGAGAAGUUUGAGGGUGACUGGGUCAAUGGGAAGAUGCAUGGUCACGGCAAGUACCAGUAUGCUGAUGGUGGAGUGUACGAGGGUGACUGGCAUGACGGCAAAAUGCAUGGUAAGGGCAUCUAUGUCUUCCCGAACGGGAACACGUACGAUGGUGAGUGGGUGAAUGACAUGAAGGAAGGCUAUGGUACGUUGACUUACCAAAACGGGGAGAAGUAUGAUGGCCUUUGGAAAGCUGACAAGGUGCAUGGCAAGGGCACCCUUGUCUACACUUACGGAGACAAGUUUGUUGGUGACUGGGUUGAUGCCAAGAAAGAAGGUGAGGGUGAACUCAUCUACUCUAAUGGCGAUCGGUUCAAAGGUCAAUGGGUUGAUGACAGAGCCUCCGGAUACGGAGUUUUCGUCUAUUCCAAUGGCAAUCGCUACGAUGGCCAGUGGCUAGAUGACAAGCGUCACGGCAGGGGCGUCUUCGCGUGCGCUGAGGAUGGAUCAGUCUACGAUGGAGAGUUUGCAUUUGGAAGGAAAGAAGGCCGGGGUGUGCUCAAACUGCAGAGUGGGCACGUUCUAAGCGGUGUCUGGAAGCAAGGCGAGCUCGCCCAGGUGGUGGAGUUCGUCUUUUCGGCGGACUCGCCCUGGAAGAAUCCAGAUUUGUGA